Molecule: messenger RNA, 399 nt
Organism: Protopolystoma xenopodis
Lineage: Eukaryota; Metazoa; Platyhelminthes; Monogenea; Polystomatidea; Polystomatidae
Source: the annotation of a GenBank genome assembly
AUGACACUCUUUGAGGAUGACAAUUGUUUGUCACGAUUCUGGGCUAACUCGCAAGAAAGAAGAGCAGAUUCCCCACAUCGUUUCGCUGCAGGCGGUUUUCUGCCUCAAGCUCUUCUCAAAGCCAGGCUCGGCGCAAACUGUGCAAACUCGGCCAGCAGUGGCAGUCGGCUGAAGUCCAUCACCACUUUCAUUCCUCCACCAAAGCCUCCUCAAUCGGUCCAGUUGAGGAAGGGUUGUUGGAUUGCAACGUCAGACUCACUAAAUAGAGCUCGCUUCAUUUACUGGCGUCCUUCUACCACAUACAGAUUGGCGAAAUGGCGAGUUGGAACGUGGACGUUAAGCGAUUGGGGUCUCCAUAGUCGGUGGAGUUCGUCAAAACUUGAUUACUGGAAACUUUAG